Clunio marinus is the source of this 225-nucleotide messenger RNA. The record is from the annotation of a GenBank genome assembly. NCBI's taxonomy places the organism in Eukaryota, Metazoa, Arthropoda, Insecta, Diptera, Chironomidae.
AUGUGGAAGGAAAUUUUAAUUGUUAGUGACGUCAGUCAUGGGGUUUUCACUCAAAUAGGGGCAUCGUUGAUUAUCGUAUUUCUACGUAGUUUAAGUCUUUGCUCAAGUGACCAAAGAGAUGUAAUUGUCAUUUCCUGCUUCGUUUCAUUUUGGGCUCAAAGUCAAAUCUCCGAAAAGAACAAAUAUAAACAAAACAAGUUCAUGAAAUCAUUUUGCCGAAACUAA